AUGGAUUUAGAUGCACGGCUGGAUCUGAACACGCGUGUGUUGCGGCGCACAGACCCUCAUGCUGCACAAAUAUUGGGCGUAGCAUCGUUUGCUGUGCUGUACAGCUACGAAAAAGACUGGACCAAGACAGGGACCGAAGGCCCUUUGUUUUUAUACCGGCGGGAUGUGGCACCAUACUAUGUAUUACAGGUGUUUAAUCGGAAUGGGCCGGAGAACUUUGUUGUGGGCGUUACGCCGGAAGACGAUAUUGAGCUUACAAACGAGUUCAUCAUUUACCGGCCCGAAAGCGAUACGGCUGGCGCUGCGGACGAGGGCGACAUUUACGGGAUCUGGAUUUUUGAGCCGUCGCAGCUCGAGCAGUUUGGCAAGAUGAUCCUCGAUCUGCAGAAAGCGCCGUAUCCGCCGAAAGAGCCUGCGCCGGGACCGAUCGAUAUCGAUGCACUCUUUGGCGCGGCGCACGUGCCGCAGAAGCAAAACGGGCAGGCGCAUGUAUUCACAGAGUCUGAGCGCACGGGCGCUUCGAUUCUCAAUGCACUUUUCCGCGACGCUGCACCCGCUGCUUUGGCAGAAGCCAGCAGUGUGCAAGCGAAUGACUCCAGCACUCCGCCCGUGGCCGAAACAUUGACGGUGGAACAGAGAGGUGCAUCGAUCAAUUUCGACGACUUGUUUGCCGGCCAAGCGCCGCACAGCAAGGAAGAGGAUGCAGCACCGCACUCGGAUGCGGAUGCGGGCGCAGAUGCAGACGCAGACGCAGACGCACACUCGAGGCUCGCGCGCCUGCUCAAUGGUGCGCGGCUGGAAGAGCGCGUACCCAGAGAUGAGACGCUGCAGCGCGACGAAUUUGUGCAUGCCUUGGUAUCCUUGCUCUACAAGGACGCGAGUCUUGUGGACGAUUUGUAUGCCAGGUACCUGGCGCGUUAA
This is a messenger RNA of Malassezia vespertilionis, 921 nucleotides long. RefSeq lists its product as uncharacterized. Lineage: Eukaryota; Fungi; Basidiomycota; Malasseziomycetes; Malasseziales; Malasseziaceae. The record is from RefSeq and is a predicted model, not a curated record. Gene Ontology annotation, cellular component: P-body. Bases 1 to 921 code for a protein of 306 amino acids. Gene Ontology annotation, molecular function: enzyme activator activity; mRNA binding. Gene Ontology annotation, biological process: positive regulation of catalytic activity; deadenylation-independent decapping of nuclear-transcribed mRNA; deadenylation-dependent decapping of nuclear-transcribed mRNA. The transcript has 4 exons.